AUGCCACUUACCCACCCGUUGAUCAAGGACGGCUGGUUCAGAGAGGAGAACGAGGAGGCGUUUCCCGGCCAGGCCAUGCGUCUCAGGGUCGCCGAGAUUCUGCACGCGGAAAAGUCCAAGUUCCAGGACGUGCUGGUGUUCAGGUCCACAGACUUCGGCAACGUCCUCGUCCUGGACGGCAUAAUCCAGGUCACCGAGCGCGACGAGUUUGCGUACCAGGAGAUGAUCACGCACGUGCCGCUGUUUGCGCACCCCAACCCGAAGAAGGUGCUGGUUAUCGGCGGCGGAGACGGCGGAGUUCUCAGAGAGGUGCUGAAGCACGAUUGCGUCGAACGGGCCACCCUGGUCGAGAUCGACGAGUCGGUCAUCAACCUGUCGAAAAAGUACCUGCCUAACAUGGCCAAGUCGCUGUCGCACGAGAAAGUGCAGGUGGUUCUGGCAGACGGUUUCGAGUAUCUGAAAAAUACAGCAGCCAGGGACGAAGCGGACAAAUACGACGUCAUUAUCACGGACUCGUCGGACCCAGACGGCCCUGCGGAGGCGUUCUUCCAGAAACAGUACUUCGAGCUGCUCUACAACGCGCUCAACGCCAACGGAAUGGUCAUCUCGAUGGCCGCAGCUGUUCCGGUACUACAACGCGGCGAUCCACAGCGCCAGCUUUGUGCUGCCGAGAUGGGCCGCCGACAGGCUGGGCGGUGUCUAGACGCCAAAUAUAUCGUCGAUCGUCUUGCGCGUCUUUUUGCGCUUCUUCCUGUUUUCGUUCCUCGGCUCCUCGAGGCUUGCGUUGACAACCUCUGCAGGGGCGAUCAGUUCCCCAACUUCUUCCUCCUGCACGGGCUGCGGCUCGGGAUCUGGCUCCGGGACCGGCGCAGAGCGCAUCUGCAGCAGGAUCGCGCGCGUCUUGGCGACAAGACCCAUCAGCGUGAAGCCAAGAGCCAGAUACUGGCCCAGCUCGAUCACGGCGUAGAAUCUGUAGUAGCACGUAGGCAGAAUGCGGUGCAGCAGAUAUUUUAUCACAGCCUGGAGCUGCUGAUUUUUUCGCUGCACCAGCUGCGCCGCCUGCGAGGCGCUCAGCGUGCGCUUGUGGAAUUUGGGGAAAUGCGAUCUCGUGAACUUGAGCGACGACAGCUGUCUCCUGCCCGUGAUCUCCUCGAUAUCGAUGCAAAGCUGCAGCACCGUGCGCAGUCGCCGGUGCAGGAUGCUGAAAUGCUUCCACCACAGCGACGACCGGUGCUGCUUCGAGUCCCUGUGGUACACCAGGUGCGCGAUCUGGUACUCGUUCAGCAGCGCCGCCUCCAUCCAGGCUGA
Messenger RNA from Ogataea haglerorum, 1308 nucleotides. RefSeq lists its product as uncharacterized. The record is from RefSeq and is a predicted model, not a curated record. Gene Ontology annotation, cellular component: cytosol. Lineage: Eukaryota; Fungi; Ascomycota; Pichiomycetes; Pichiales; Pichiaceae. Bases 1 to 1308 code for a protein of 435 amino acids. Gene Ontology annotation, molecular function: spermidine synthase activity. Gene Ontology annotation, biological process: spermidine biosynthetic process. The transcript is spliced from 2 exons.